AAAAGAGAAGCUAACUUUCAAAUUCUCUCAACUCAAGAAACAGAAAACAUGGGUAGAGCUCCUUGCUGUGACAAAGCAAACGUGAAGAAAGGUCCAUGGUCGCCGGAGGAAGAUGCCAAGCUUAAGGACUAUAUAGAGGCAAACGGCACUGGUGGCAACUGGAUUGCCUUGCCUCCGAAGAUAGGGCUUAAGAGAUGUGGCAAGAGCUGUCGUCUUAGAUGGUUGAAUUAUCUUCGACCCAACAUUAAGCAUGGAGGGUUCUCAGAGGAAGAGGAUAACAUAAUCUGCAGCCUUUACAUGAGCAUUGGAAGCAGAUGGUCUAUAAUUGCAGCACAACUGCCUGGGAGAACUGACAAUGAUAUUAAGAACUACUGGAACACAAGGCUUAAAAAGAAGCUCCUGGGCAAACAGAGAAAAGAGCAACAAGCUCGGAGAGCUAGCUGCCUCACUCUUAAGCAAGAGAUGAAGAUAGAAAGUGAGAAUUAUAUGCUUUCUGGAAUGGUGAGCCAAGUCCCAUACUGGCCACAGCUACCGGCAGUCGUGCCCCUGACAGGCACAAACCAAGAUCCUCUUGAUGUUUCUUUUGCUCAAUUAGACCAACUAUAUGAGAAUUCCUCGAACAUGCUUUCAUCUGCAUCUUCCAUUAGUCCCAUAAACAGUACUUGUUCUCAAGUGACAAACAGUACCCACUUUAAUGUUAGCGAGGCUGCUGGUCCUAAUGAUAUGUUUCAAGGAUUUGAUGCUUUCCCAGCUGCGCUAAGUGAGCUGAUCUACAGCAACAAUCAACAGAUAUUGGAUGGGUUGGAGAGUUUUUAUGGAACGGACAACAUGGUCGAUGGCAGCAGUACUGUGACUAGUUCCGCAGAAAGUAGCAGCUGGGGAGAUAUAAAUUCUCUAGGCUAUCCUCAAAUUUUUUCUGGUUUUGAAGCCUCCCAACAAUGCAUGCCACAAGUUCCUACCUUUGAUGAACCAAACUACUUCGGGCCACCAUAGCAACGGCACUGUGUACAUGGGUGGUGUAAAUUUGUACCAACUGGAGUAUUAAUUUGGUGCCAGAGAAUUUCAGACAACUUCCUAAUGAAUUCAUGAAGAGAUUGUUUUGUUUUGUAAUUCCACUUUUAUAAAUUUGCCAUUUCCUUUGAUCUUCUCAA
Molecule: messenger RNA, 1151 nt
Organism: Durio zibethinus
Lineage: Eukaryota; Viridiplantae; Streptophyta; Magnoliopsida; Malvales; Malvaceae
Product: transcription factor MYB36-like
Source: RefSeq, a predicted model, not a curated record